Messenger RNA from Helianthus annuus (common sunflower), 1103 nucleotides. RefSeq lists its product as uncharacterized. Bases 383 to 814 code for a protein of 143 amino acids. The record is from RefSeq and is a predicted model, not a curated record. NCBI's taxonomy places the organism in Eukaryota, Viridiplantae, Streptophyta, Magnoliopsida, Asterales, Asteraceae. The transcript has 2 exons.
GAUCGGGAUUUUAGCCUAUAAUAUACACUAAAAAUUUCAUUUUAAGGGAUGUCUCCGCACAUCCAGGCUCUCAAGUAAGUCCACCCAUGGAUGUUGUGUUCAAACCUGUUCAUCUAGCCAUCACUAAACACAACUUUCAAAGACUGUUGUUGUUAGUGAGCUUCGACUACAGUCGUACACUUAGGUGCUGUUUGUUUUCUCCAAGAAGUGCUUCCUGACCUCUUAUGUCUGCGUCGCGCAGACCACGCGCAGACCUUUGGGUUUGAAGACUGUUUGUUUCCUCGAAUACCUUUUAUUAAAAAAGGUCUGCUCGUCCUCUUUUUGGUGCAGAUCUGGAUUGUCCUCUUCUAAACUCUUUUCCUGCACUAUUUUCAUAACACAGAUGCUCCUCCCACACAAACCUAGCACCUUCUCCACCCCUUCUUCUCCUCCCAGCCACCACCUCCACAUCACCACCACCUCCGCCACUAUGCACAUCAUUGCCACCUCCUCGCCUCCCUCACCAGCAAGCCGUCGACCUAACCCCUCCUCCCUCAACAGCAAGCAACAGCAAUCGGUCAUCUCCUCAACCAAAAAUGAAGAUGUUAAAAAAUCGGUCAUCCCAUCAACAGCAAGCAACAACAAUCGGUCAUCCCCUCAACAGCAAGCAACAGGAAAUGUUAAAAAAAUCAUCAAAUCUCACCACCUCAACUCUUCUGUGGUAUCCGCUUUCUUCUCGGAUUUGACCCGAUCAAAAAAUCUCAGGGAUCAACAUGCUUGGUCAUUGGAUUGGUUGACAGACGAAUUGCAAUUCCUGUAUGAACAACAUCCCUAGUCUACUAUGAUCUAAGGGGGCGUUUGGUUCGCGGAAUGAUUUGGAAUUGGAAUUUGUAUAGGAAUUAGAAUUUGAAGGAAUUGGAUUUGGAAUUUAAACAUUCCAAUUGGAAUUGGAAAUUGUUGGAAUUGGAAUCUCAGUUCCAUUUUUUAUGUGUGUGGUUGUCAAAUGAAUUGGAAUCCAUCACCCGGCACCCACAACCCCCAAUUCGGGUCGAAACGGUACGGGUGGAAACGGUACGGGUCAAAACGGUACGCGUCGAAACGGAACGGGUCGAAACGGUACGCGU